AGAGGGCGUGGGCGGGGAGAGGUGCUGACUAGCAGGCAGUUCGCCCAAUGAAGGGCGGAAGCCCCUGGAGGGGGCCAGGCGAGUUGGCUAGAGGCGGGCGACUGUGGCAGCCGGGUGUGUGCCAUGGCGGAGCCGGUGAGGAAACGGGGCCGGCGGCCCAGAGGCGGCGGUGUCGACCGAGGGGCUCGGGGAUCCCGGGGCGGCCGUGGCCGGCGUCCUGGCGCUCAAAGAUCGCCAGCCCGGCGCACCCUGGACUCGGUGCUUGUGGACUUGGUCAGCGACAGCGAUGAGGAUGUCUUGGAGGUCGCAACGGCGCGCGGCGCUGCGGACCCGGCCGAGGUCCCGCUCCCGGAACCCCCCGUGCCGGCCGCGCCCCGGGACGACAGCGACAGUGACAGCGAAGGGGCGGACGCACGGCCGGCUGAAACCCCUCGGGUCUUGGUCAGGCGGCGGCGGCCGUUGCUGCUGGAUCCCGGGGAGGCACCGGCGGUUCCAGUGUACUCCGAGAAGGUGAAAAGCAGCCUCCACCUCAUCCCAGACCACAUGUCCCUCCUGAAAUUCUGCCCCCCAGAGACUGAGGAAGAGGCGGACAUGGCAGAUUCCAGCAGUCUCCACGCUGAGGAUUCCCCAUGUCCCAAUUCUCCCUGGAAGAAGAAGCUGAGGAGUAAGGAUGGAGAAGAGAAGAAAGAGAUGUUACUGGUUCAGGACACCUCACCUUUGCCUCCACCUCUGCCACGGACCAACAGCAGGAAGCAUACUCGGGCACUCCAGAAGUUAAGGGAGGUGAACAAGCGCCUCCAAGAUCUCCGUUCCUGCCUGAGUCCCAAGCAGCCCCAGGGCCAGGACCACCUGAGCCAAGAGGAUGAGGUGGUCCUACUGGAGGGGCCCACUCUCCCAGAGAACCCUCGGCUCUUGCCGCUCAAAAUCCGGUGCCGGGCUGACCUGGUCAGAUUGCCCAUCAGAAUGUCGGAGCCCCUCCAGAGCGUGGUGGACCACAUGGCCGCCCGUCUUGGGGUGUCCCCAAGCAGGAUCCUCUUGCUCUUCGGAGAGACAGAGCUGUCCCCUACCGCCACCCCCAGGACCCUAAAGCUUGGAGUGGCUGACAUCAUUGACUGUGUGGUGCUAGCAAGUUCUCCGGAUGUCGCAGAGAAGUCCCGCCUGCUCCAGCUGCGGGUGCAGGGGAAGGAGAAGCACCAGCUGCUGGAAGUCUCGCUGCCUCGAGAUUCUCCUCUCAAGACCCUCAUGUCCCGCUACGAGGAGGCCAUGGGACUCUCGGGCCGCAAGCUCUCCUUCUUCUUUGAUGGGACAAAGCUUUCAGGCAAGGAGCUGCCGGCUGAUCUGGGCAUGGAAUCCGGGGACCUCAUCGAAGUCUGGGGCUGAAACCCCACUCCCCGUUUAGAGGCCCAGCUUGGACUUGGGGAGAGCGGCUGCUCCCUUUCGGCCCCAUAAGGGCUAGCUGAAACUGAGGUAGAACUUAUCCUCAAGCUGAAGCAAAAGCAAGGAGUGAUCUCGGACCACCCCCGCCCCGCCCCAUCGACCCUGGUUUCAAGCCGUUAGCCACCUGAUUAGUUGUUUGGUGGUCCUUGCUGCCCUGAGUGGACUGUGGCUCCAUCCACAGGGUGUGCUGAGUUUUGCAGUCCCCUGGGACAUGGAGAAGGUAUCCCUUACCCUCACCCUUUCCCCUCCACCAUCACCCUUUCCUUUAUCGAAAUGUCUCUUAUGAAACUGCUCCUAUUGAAAGAGUGAGUUGAAAUCAACAUGAAAUCCCUGGUAUAGGAUUCCAGGCCUGGGAUUUAUGCCACGUCCAGGACCAGCAGUGGCCUCAGUGUCAUUGGGGGGUGGGGGUGAAGUUUGCUUGAGGCACAUACAGGGGUGUGGCUCCUCAGCCUGUAGGAGACUAGAUGGUCAAGCUCACACGUGCAUUAGCUUCAGCAGAGGCAGACGAUGGGUUAUUCUUUUGAAGAAUAUAGUAGAUUCUCAGGCUCGGGUGUCUUCCUCACCCCAGGACCCUUUCAAGCCACCUUCCUGCUGCACACACAUUAUUUAAGGCAUAAUUGAGCACCUUGAGCCUUUUGGUUUUGGAUCUCAGGAUUCCAGUCCACACAAAGCUUCUCUGGUUUUAUGACUUUUCCCCUUCACUCCAUCCUCUCCCGUAAGCGUCCAUUUCAAUGUGUUGAUUACACGACUUUGAAUAUGAACGUAUCCCUGAAAAAUGCCAUGUCGUAUGUGUGAAUAUACUUUUUCCACAUGU
This is a messenger RNA of Physeter macrocephalus (sperm whale), 2251 nucleotides long. It is a transcript of the gene NFATC2IP, whose product is annotated as nuclear factor of activated T cells 2 interacting protein. Bases 124 to 1380 code for a protein of 418 amino acids. The record is from RefSeq and is a predicted model, not a curated record. Lineage: Eukaryota; Metazoa; Chordata; Mammalia; Artiodactyla; Physeteridae. Gene Ontology annotation, biological process: cytokine production; positive regulation of transcription by RNA polymerase II. Gene Ontology annotation, molecular function: protein binding. The transcript is spliced from 8 exons.